Messenger RNA from Solanum tuberosum (potato), 1584 nucleotides. RefSeq names its product protein WVD2-like 1. The transcript is spliced from 7 exons. Bases 127 to 1332 code for a protein of 401 amino acids. The record is from RefSeq and is a predicted model, not a curated record. Gene Ontology annotation, biological process: microtubule cytoskeleton organization. NCBI's taxonomy places the organism in Eukaryota, Viridiplantae, Streptophyta, Magnoliopsida, Solanales, Solanaceae. Gene Ontology annotation, molecular function: microtubule binding.
CAGGGACGACCUACAUAUAGAGACACAGACACCGCUCCCAUAACCCGCUGGAUAAAGCCUAAAAACACCAAAUUUCAUACAAACAAAAUCAAACAAAGUGGACUCUUUCUCAAAGUUUCAGAGAUUAUGGAGCUGGAAGUUACUGAUAUCUGUAUGGACAAGGAGCAAAAUGGUAGCAUAAGUUACUGUGAUGGCGCUUCUCCAGAUUCAAUUUGCCUAAUUGAAAGUAAUCAAGAUGUUCAGUCAUCCAAGCUUAUUAUUGGGGAGCAAGAAACUGAUGUGCUGAACGAGAGUGUUGAAACGAAGGAGUACGAAGUGAAGGAAUGCACAGCUGAAGUAUCAGUUGAGAUGUCCAAACUGUCGGAAGUUGAAAGUACCAAGGAGCAAUACACAAAAAGCUCAAAAUGUGAGAUUGAAUCUCCUACAAAGGAGAACAACUCUGAAGUCCGAAAAUUAAAAGAUGAUAACAAGAGAUCAAGAACCUCAGUGAAAUCAGCAACCAAAUCUGCUGGUGGAAACUGCAAAACAAAGUGUACAGUUCCUCAACCAUUUGCUUUGGCAACUGAGAAGCGUGCAUCUCAUGGAACUCGUCUUGUUGGGAAUGAUGCAGACAAUGUCAAUUAUAAGACACCCGAAGCCAAUAAUUUGCGAGUCCCAAGUACGAAACAAAACAAGAUCUCAUCAGCAGUUGCAACUAGGAAACCGCUACAACCUGAUAACAAGAAGCAUUCCGAUGAAGAAGACUCAUGCUCAGUCACUUCUUGUGCUACGCUACCAGCAAGAAAAUCCAGGGCCACUGUUGCGUCAUCCCCUGUGUUCCGAUUAUCUGAACGUAUAGAGAAAAGGAAAGAGUUUUACUCGAAAUUAGAGGAGAAACAUCAAGCGUUGGAGGCCCAAAAAGUUCAGUGGGAGGCAAGGACAAAGGAAGAGAAAGAAACAGCUAUAAAGCAACUGAGAAAGAGUCUGAUGUUUAAGGCAAGCCCAAUGCCGAGCUUCUACCAUGAGGGACCUCCACCAAAGACUGAAUUGAAGAAGGCACCGCCAACUCGUGCGAAAUCACCAAGGUUGGGCAGAAGGAAGAGCUGCAAUGACUCAGUUGGUUUAGACAAAGGGAUGGUGGGAGCUUAUGAUCGAGGAACUCGCCACAGUCUUGAAGUUAACAAUGAAAAUGAUGCCUUUGGUUCCAGAAAUAGGAAAGACCGUAUAAAUAUUCAGAACGGUACUGCCAUUUACAAAUUUAACAACGAAGCCAAUCAUGCGGAGGAGAUAAAUGAAUCAUAUAUGACUACGAUGCGUGAAGAAAUGAAUGUGGACAUUACCGUUCAUUCUUGAGCCUUUUGUGAGUCUUCUAAUUUAAUAAGAUUAAGAACUUAUCUUUUCUUGGUUUUGCUUCUUGUUAUGCUGUAACAGUAUUUGACUGCUUUUAAAACUGCAAAAGAUUUUUUUUGCAGUCGUCUGUGUAACGUUUAUUUAUGAAGUGUAAAUUUCUGUAAGUUAUUUCCAAUGCUUGUGUAAAGAGACUUCAUUUUCUUGUAAUCUAUUUAUGAAGAUACUGGCUAUCGUUCAAUUUCUAUUUAUUUGGAA